This is a messenger RNA of Anolis sagrei ordinatus, 1826 nucleotides long. RefSeq names its product ankyrin repeat and SOCS box containing 6 (gene ASB6). Gene Ontology annotation, biological process: intracellular signal transduction. Gene Ontology annotation, molecular function: protein binding. NCBI's taxonomy places the organism in Eukaryota, Metazoa, Chordata, Lepidosauria, Squamata, Anolidae. The record is from RefSeq and is a predicted model, not a curated record.
UCCUUCCGCUUCCUUUUAGGCUGGAAGGGAAGCUGCCUUUGCAAAGGAGAGACGCGGAAAAAGAAGAACUUUUGCAGGGGAGAAAGGCCGGACGGACGAUGCCCUUUCUGCACGGCUUCCGGAGGAUCGUCUUCGAAUACCAGCCGCUGGUGGACGAGAUCCUCCUCGCUUUGGGGCUGCAGGGGGCGGAGCCUCAGGAGGGCCCCAAGAGGCCGAAUCCGGGCUUCCAGGCGGAAGACGACCUCCAGCUCCGUCGUCUGGGUGACCUCUUGUGCAGGAAGUCCCGCCCAUCCUACUUCCUGGAUGGUGUCAGCUUCGCGCUGCUCAAGGUGGCGGAGCGGGGCCUCCUCCGCGCGGCUGAGACACUCCUCAACAAUGGCGCAGACGUUGCCUUUGAAGAUCCAGUGACGUACUACACGGCGCUCCAUGUGGCAGUGCUGCGCAACCAGCCGGACAUGGUGGCGCUGCUGGUGCGGCACGGGGCAGACCUCAACCGCAGGGACCGGAUCCAUGAAAGUAGCCCUUUGGACCUGGCCAGCGAAGAGGCCGAGCGCCUGCCUUGCCUCCAGCGCCUCCUCGAACUCGGAGCCGACGUCAACGCUGCCGACAAACAUGGGAAGACUGCUCUGCUCCAUGCCUUGGCCAACAGUGAUGGCGUCCAGAUCCACAACACAGAAAACAUCCGCCUUUUGCUGGAAGGAGGGGCGGACACCCGGGCCCGGACGCGCGAGGGGGACUCGGCCUUCAGCUCGCUGGUGCUGCUCUUGGGGGAGGCGGCAGGAAGCAGCCCGCAGGAGGCGGAGGCCAUGUGCCACUUCUGCUUCCGGGCAGCGCAGCUGCUGACGUGCCAUGCGGCGGACCCCAGCGCCUGCCCACCAGACGCCUGCCUGACGCUGUUCUGCCUCAGGGACUUCCGGCGCCACUUCCGCCUCCUGCGCUUCUUACUGGAGUCUGGUGCCACUGCCCACUGCUCCCUGCACGGCCCCUCCUGCUGGUCCGGCUUUGGGGUGCUCUUCCAGCAGCUGGCUGAGGCCCACCUGGAUGAGGGCGAUGAGGAGGGCUUCUCCACCGACCUCUUCCGCAAAGCCCAGGCCGUCCUGGAACUCAUGGUGGCCAGCGCCCCAGCAGUCCGGCUCCCAGAGAGCUUCGAUGCCAACUUUGGCGGGGGGCGCUUCCGCAGGGAGAGACUCCGGGUGCUUGUGAACCGCCUGCAGCAGCUGCAGCGCUCCCCACCUCCUCUGAAGCACCUCUGCCGGGUCUCUAUCCGGUGGCGCCUCCGGCCUUGGCCUCUGGACACCAAGAUCCAGGUCCUUCCGCUGCCCACCCGGCUGAAGCGGUACCUCCUCCUGGACCAAGACGUAGAUGCCGACCACGGAGGGACCGGGUGACCGUCCACUUGUCCUUUCCGGGAAGCCUUAACCAACUCCAGCUCUCUUUUAUCCAUGUGGUCCAGCCCGCUUUUGAGCCCGUCUUCACUUACGGGGUCAAGGCCUCCUUCUGGAGACUUCUUUGCAACCGAACCAGCCAUUAUUCACCGUAAGUUUGUAGGCAACACUCCUUGGGGGAGUCAAAGCUCCAUUGGAACACAGUGAAGCCAUUAAACAUUGAGCCUUUUAUUGGGGUGCCGGGCGGCCCUGUUUUCAAAACGUGUGCCUCUCCUUGUUUUUACAUUAUGGUAAGAGAAGAUUCUAGUCCUCAUGGUGCAAAUGGAAGGAAAAGGAGUCCCAAUACAAGGCCUUUCCCAAGCGAGUCCACAUUCUGUCUUUGCUGGUGGACUUAAAUGGUUUUGAAUUUGCAAUGGGAAUAACAGAGGGCUGAUCACCUUU